AACAUUUAUGUUCCUUUCUGUCACUUUUAUUUAAUUUUUAUCUCAUUUCACAUACAUCUAAAUUCCCAACAGUUGUUCUGUUGUAAUUAUGCUAUCAAUAAUCAACACAACUGCAUUUAGUGGUUUGCGCCAUAUAUUCACUACAGAUCAUGAUUCAUGAUUCGGCAGUUCAUGAUUACACUGUUUAGUUGUAAUGAAUACAGAAAGCUGGUUUAUUUUUAAUUCAGUGAUAACAUCAGAUUAUACAAUUUAAAAUGAAUUUUGGGGAUUGAACCCAUGGCCUUGGUGUUGUAAGCGCCAUGCUCUUACCCCAAAGCUACAGGAAAGCUGAGGAUCUUCCCUUUUACUGAGUGUAAAAGGAAAUCAUGACAUGAAAGAAAUUUCAUUUUGGGUGUACUGGAACUUAAAAUGCUUGUUGCAGUCAGAGGUGCAGGGGAAGCAGAAAGCCGCAGAGAGACAUGAAGAAGAUUUCAUUAAAGAUCUAGAGAACCGAACUGAGAAAUAUUGAGCUAGAGCAGAUCUCACAAACUGAACAUCAUCUCCAACUCGUACAUGUCACUGGAGCAGAUUCUUUCAUAUAUAAGGAGACUUCACGACGUUCUUAGCUGAAUUUACAUUUGCAUCUUUAAGCUUUUAGCAAAUGCUUUUAUCGUAUAAGUUUGUGUGUUCUACAUGCUAAAGUAACACAUGACGUAGAUAUUAAUGUAGAAAGCAGAGCUUAGAAAACAUGAAUGAGAAGUGCUUCAGGCUGGGUUGUGGCUAGACGGGAUACAGCUACCUCCACUGGGCAUGCGCACGUCAAUACCGCAUGUGGUCACGCUGACAAAAGUGAAUUGCUUUUUUAUUAUUGUAACGUUAGGUUUAAGGUUUUGGUAAUCGUUAUCUAAUGUAAUUUAUUGUAAUUGUAUGGCGUAAAUUUGCAUCACUUCCGGCUGUAGCUGUAUCCCUUCUAGCCACAAAAUCAGGUGUCCGUUUUAUGAGAUAUGUCCGUUUUCACGUGUCCGCUCUAAGCUCCUCCCACACGCGGCUACUCCCGCCAAUCGGUCGCCUCCAGCCGCAGGUGUCAAACUCACUGGAGUCACGCGCUGGAGUCAGACAGCAUCAGUUUCAGAAGUUCGUCGGACUGAAAGGGCAUCAACAUUGCUGCCAGUGGUUGAAUAUUACGAAGAUUUUUUGUUUUGUCGGUAUUGUUUGCUCCGUCUUCUUAUAUGGCAGAUCUACUAUAACAAUGUGUACAAAAUAUACACGUUCUCAAAAGAGAAUUUCAAUUUGUUGUACCCGAUCUGAUCUAAAAUAAUAUCAAAAUUGCUGUUAUUGGCACACUUUGUUGAAAAAUAAUGCCUUCACAAAAAAAAAUGAGACAGAAACGGAGAGAGAACCACCGAAGAGAUGCUUCUGAAGUCAGUUCAUCAAUGCAAAUGUGGAUUGAAAGCUUCAGCAAGACACCAGUGAUGUCAUCCUCCAGUGAUCCAGUGACUGAGCGACUUCUGUGUUCAAUCUGUCUGGAUGUGUUCAGUGAUCCAGUCAGCACUCCAUGUGGACACAACUUCUGUAAGAUCUGUCUGAACACACACUGGGACAACAGUCAAUACCGGAGAUGUCCAAACUGUAAUGAAACAUUCAAGCAGAGACCUGAUCUCAAGAUAAAUACAACACUCAGAGAUCUUGUGGAUGAACAUAAGAGGAAAUCUCAUGAAGAACAACCUGCAGCUGAAGUUGUGUGUGAUAUCUGUACUGAAGGAAAGCUGAAGGCUGUGAAGUCGUGUCUGGUGUGUCAGAGCUCUUACUGUGAAACUCACCUGGAGUCUCAUUUGAGAGUGUCAGGAUUACAGAAACACAAACUGAUUGAUCCUGUGAAGAAUCUGCAGGAUUAUAUAUGUCAGAAACAUGGAAGACCUCUGGAGCUCUUCUGUAGAGAUGAUCACACAUGUGUGUGUCUGUCCUGCACUGAUGGAGAUCACAAGAAUCACAACACUGUUCCUAUAGAAGAGGAGACUGAAGAAAAGAAGAUUCAGUUGUUAAAGACACAGACAGACAUGCAGCAGAUGAUCCAUGACAGAAUCAAGAAGAUUUAUGAUAUCAAACAUUCAACAGACCUCAGAAGAUCUGAACUGCUGGAGAUGAUGGAGGAGAAGCAGAAAGCAGCAGAGAAACAUGAUGAAGAUGUCAUUAAAGAUCUGGAGCAGGAGAUCACUGAACUGAAGAAGAGAAACAUUGAGCUGGAGCAGAUCUCACACACUGAACAUCAUCUCCAACUCAUACAGUUUGUACCCAAGACAUUAAUAUUUACAAGAUGCUCCACUGCCGUUACAAUGAAUGGCGAGGAAUGCAACGCUCAACAUGGCCGCCCUGAUGAAGAAAGUCUUCCAGUAGAACGAGCCAAUCAUCAAUCAGUAAAGACUGACGAUUCUCUGGGGUCGGGCUCUUGUGAUGAGGUGACCACGAAAGAGAAGACACAUCUGAAUGGCUUGAGAUGUCAGCAGAAGUCUUUGUCUGCUCUUCAUUUGAUCUCACAGCUGUUUCAGAGAGACAUAUUUUUUUUGUGGUUUCUUGUUCCUGUGGGAAUCUCCCUCCUGAUGUUCUUUUUAAACACUGAGGAACUAAAAAAUAAUGUUGUCCUGAAGAGAAUGCAGCAGUAUGCAGUGGAUGUGACUCUGGAUCCUGAUACAGCAAAUCCAUAUCUCAUUCUGUCUGAUGAUAAGAAACAAGUGAGAACUGGAGACAUGAAGAAUAAACUUCCAGACAGCUCAAAUAGGUUUAAUGUUGGUGUAAUUGUUCUGGGAAAGGAGGGAUUCUCAUCAGGGAGAUUUUAUUAUGAGGUUCAGGUGAAGGGAAAGACUGAAUGGACUUUAGGAGUGGUCAGAGAAUCUGUUAACAGGAAGGGAGAGAUCACACUGACACCAGUGAAUGGAUUCUGGACUGUAGUUCUAAGAAAUGAGAAUGAAUAUAAAGCUUGCGCUGAUCCUGAUGUCACACUGUCUCUGAGUGUAAAGCCACAGAAUGUGGGUGUGUUUGUGGAUUAUGAGGAGGGUUUGGUCUCAUUUUAUGAUCUGGAGUCCAGAUCUCAUAUCUACUCUUACACUGAUCAAUCUUUCACUGAGAAACUCUAUCCAUAUUUUGGCCCAUGCUUGAAUGAUGAAGGUAAAAACUCAGAACCGUUGAUCAUUACAGCGUUCGAUCAAUUAAGUUUCAAACCUUAUAUGUACAAUACUGGAUAAAAGAACAAUUUCUAUAAUUAGAAAAAAAUGAUAAAGUAGAAUUAUAUUAAUAUUUUUCUUUAUUUGCGCUCCAUUUAAAAAUACACAGUAAAUGCAUAUUGUGUUAUAAAUGUAGUGUUAACAUUUCUGCUUGAUUCCGAAAGGUGAUUUUCUGAUAUAUAAUGAUUACUUAAUAUUUUUUCUUAAACGUAAACUUGAUUUACCCUUAAAAUUAACCAGAUUAAUAAAAAGAACAUGCAUAGUAAAAGUGAAAAAUAGAGUUAAGAAACGAUGGUACAUGCAGUGGUGAAACAAUGGUAAUACCUUGAUAUAUGCCAUACUCCUGUUUUAUUAUAUUUUUAAUAACUUGAUAGGAAGGUGGUGUCACAUUAUAACUAAUCACAGGUCAGUUUCAUCUUAACGCUUAACGCUUAAGUCUGGGAGACCAUAACACCAAUAGGAUUCAGGGAAAGAUCAGGUUAACAAAUAAUGAUUGUAUUAUAAAGUGUUUUAAAAAAUUUAAAUCUCCCCGAAAAUGGAUUAUAGAUUAAGACUGACCCUAAUGUUGGUGUUGACAAGUAAAACAUGAUUCUGUGUGGUAGAUUUCUUGAAAUUAAUUGAGUAAACUAACUGUUCUUGUUAUUUUGUGCAAAAUUUAAGUUAAAUCAUAAGAUUUUUUCAGUGAGUUCAAUUUAAUUUGAUCCGGUCCAACUCACUCUAACUUGUAUAGAGGAUCUUUACUUAAUUAUUUUGUGGUGGGACUGCAUGAAUUCUUUUAGUUUCAGUAUUUUCAAAGUGAAUUUAUAGUUCCCAGCAUGCUUUGCAUGCGACAGCAUUAGGAGAGUCAUUUUUGUGAAAGAAAGCUAUUUAUGUGCUUUACAAUAAAAUUAAUGACUUGA
Messenger RNA from Triplophysa dalaica, 4096 nucleotides. Its product is annotated as E3 ubiquitin-protein ligase TRIM39-like. The coding region runs from base 1338 to 3218 and encodes 626 amino acids. Lineage: Eukaryota; Metazoa; Chordata; Actinopteri; Cypriniformes; Nemacheilidae. Gene Ontology annotation, molecular function: zinc ion binding; protein binding. The record is from RefSeq and is a predicted model, not a curated record. The transcript is spliced from 8 exons.